UUUAAAUAUCUGAUCUUUACUACAGAGCCCUCUUCCACCAACGUGGGAGUCGGGGACUUAGUGGUGACUUGUCAAGUCUAGUAUCAAAUAUUAGUACCACGUCUUGUGGACAUGCUGCCCUCCACCGCCGUUCGCAUUGCCAAGUCGCAUCAUCUGCACAGGACAUUCACCACUCUUAACCCCAUCCCAGCCACCUUCCUUCGUGGAGGAACAUCGAAAGGCGUAUUCUUGAACAAGGCUCAUCUUCCAGAAGACCAAUCGCAAUGGGGCCCCAUCUUCCUCGGUAUUAUGGGCUCCCCGGAUACAGCCAAUGGUCUCCAGAUUAAUGGCAUGGGAGGUGGUAUAUCGAGCCUGUCCAAGAUAUGCGUCGUUGGCUCAGCCUCUGCGGAACAGCGGGCGCAAGGCAUCGAUGCCGAGUACACUUUUGUUCAAGUGGGCAUCCGUGAUACCACCAUCGAUCUCUCUGGAAACUGUGGAAACCUUUCUAGUAUGAUUGGUGUAUUCGCUAUGGACGAAGGAUUAUGUUCCCGGUCUCCUUCUACUCUAUCCGGGACCACCACUACCAUUCGAGUUCAUAAUACGAAUACAAAUAAAACAAUUGAUACCACAUUUUCUGUAUCCUUUUCUGGCGAUAUCCUACAUCCAAAACUAGACCUACCCCAAACCACAAUGGCAGGGGUCCCGGGAAAGGCUUCACAAAUAACCCUCGAAUUUAUUUCUCCAGCAGGUGCGCGAACCGGCAAACUACUUCCGACAGGGAAGCCACUCGACUUCGUGAACACACAUGACCAAGAAAUCCCAGUCUCACUCGUUGACGCAACGAAUCCCACAGUGUUUGUAACAUAUGCGGACUUGUGUCAUGUUCUUCGCCCUCCGUCCCUCGUUGAUUUCUCAGCGUCUAAUUCGCGGGAAAUGAUGGAAGCCAUCAGACGGGCCGGUGCAAUUAAGAUGGGCCUUGAUCCUAACAUGCAAGCCCAGCCAAAAAUUGCAGUGCUGUCACCAUCAUGUGACCAAGAUCAUGACAUUGGUAUUCAUGCAUUCUCGAUGGGCGUCCUGCAUAAAGCCGUACCCAUGACAGUCGGUCUGUGCCUUGGUGUUGCCGCAAAAGUUGAGGGUACGCUGGCUUGGGAUUUGACCGAGUCAAUGCGUCUCGGGAAGGUAAAGCAGGGCGAGUUCAUUAGAAUCAAACAUCCAAGCGGCAUCGUAGAGGUGGGAGCAGAUUUUGGAUCAGAUGGUGAGGUCUUGAAAGCGAAGGUAGUCAGAACGGGAAGGAGAAUCAUGAAGGGAGCCGUCUGGUGGUAG
Suillus bovinus is the source of this 1302-nucleotide messenger RNA. RefSeq names its product PrpF protein. Lineage: Eukaryota; Fungi; Basidiomycota; Agaricomycetes; Boletales; Suillaceae. The transcript has a single exon. The record is from RefSeq and is a predicted model, not a curated record. Bases 112 to 1302 code for a protein of 396 amino acids.